AAUUGCCUGAAAAGUUAUAUGUAGUAAAUGAAAUUCUCGUGUCACGGUAUACAAAACUGAUCACCUCUGAAACGGCUCGACCGAUUCUUAUGGAUUUUUUGUUGUGUACAUAUUCAUUGGUUCUGAGAAUAGGCUAGUUGGCACUUUUUUAUUAUUUGAUAUAUUACAUAUAUUUUUGCUAUGCAGCCAUAAACGCAGUCCGCCAUGAUGAUCUAUAUUAUCUAUAUUAUCUGUGCCGUGACGUGACGUGAGUACGUGACUUUUCUUGUAAAUAAUGCGCGUAACCUUUUUAUCGGAAUUCAAAACUAUGUUUUCUAAAGGAUUAAAUGAUAAAUAUAGUAAUUACCACUAUUGUAUCGUGCGGGAAUGUAAGAAUACAUCAAUAAGAAACCCGGAAAAGUUGUGGAUUAAAGUACCCAGUGAUGAGAAAAUGCGAAACACCUGGUUACAACUAGCUAACAGAGAUCCCGUUUCUCUGUCCAGUGGAACUGCAGUGUAUUUCUGUGAAGAUCACUUUAAUGUAGGUUCAAGAAACUGACAACUAAUGAAGAAUGUUAACUAAUUUUGAUUAUUAAAUUAGCACUCCAUAUUCUCUGUCUAAAAUAAAAAAUACUAGUGAAAAAAUUACUUCGAUACCUCAAUUAGUUUCCGAUUUAGACGUAAAACAAGUUGUAAACGCCCGGUGAUGGUGUGACGUCACACCACAACACGCUCAAUCUGGCUCACUCAGUCCGCUAGCGAUCGCGCGUCCGUGCCGUCAAAAUGUCCAAUCCAAAUACCAGAAAAUCAUGUGUUGUGCCUAAAUGUAAAAAUACAACUACCAAUUCGCCGGAUAAUUUUUUUUUUAUCGUUCCUAAGGACGUUAAAAUGAGAAAAAAAUGGAUAAAAGCUAUGAAGAGGUUAGAUCCGUUUGGAGAUAACAGUACAGUUUAUUGUUGUGAAGACCAUUUUAACCUUGAAAGUGACAUGGAAAAUUAUAUACGAUAUAAAAUCAUGGGUUCAGUUAAAAGAAUCAAAAUGAAUCCUAAUUGUGUGCCAACUCGAUUUAGUUGUCAAACGGAGGGAAAACGCAAGCAUUUGGUAACUAAAGUUGAGGGUGUUGUCAAGAAAAGAGUACACUCCAUUGAAAAAUCUACACUAUCAAAUAGUUCAGAUGCAUCCGGCGAUCCUGUCGUGUCGGCAUCGACUUCAAAUCAACCUGUUCAGAGUAAUGAAAAACAACUUAUUACGAGGGAGACUCGGACAGAACAUAACGAGACCUAUGAGAAUUUAGCAGACAACAGACAAAUAAUGGUAAAGAUUGAAGACGAGGAAAUACUUGAGAAAAUACAGAACAGUAUAAAUUAUGAAACGAAAACCGUUCCACAACAUGUAGAGGACAAAGUGAAAACUGAUCGUCCUCGUCGAACACAAGUUAGAAAGAAUGUUCUAGAAGUAACGAACGUGGUCUGUGGAAGUAAGAGGAAGAAAGAAGUUACCCUGAAGAGGAAGGUCAUCUGCAGUCCUAAGGUGUAUCAGAAUGCUUUAGCUACCAAAGUCGACACUAUUAUAGCAAGAGUCUACCACUUCUUUAAGAAGGAAUAUGACUUUCUAGCGAAGAAAUAUGGGAAGUUGCUGGACCUGACUCCCUUCUCUAAGCAUAAGGAACGGACGGCACAAGCCACCGGCUUUCAUAUCAAUGUGGUGGAGAAGGCGGUAGCUGAAGUAGUGAAGAAGCCAGGGAAGAAGCCAAAGAAGAAGAAAAGAAAGAAGAAUAUAAAGAAAAUAGAGGUGGAGGAUAAUAGGUGAGAAGAAUUUUUUAUAGUAACAAUCGUGAGACUGAUUCAUUAUGAAAUGAUGUAACGGUUU
Trichoplusia ni (cabbage looper) is the source of this 1848-nucleotide messenger RNA. RefSeq lists its product as uncharacterized. Bases 763 to 1788 code for a protein of 341 amino acids. NCBI's taxonomy places the organism in Eukaryota, Metazoa, Arthropoda, Insecta, Lepidoptera, Noctuidae. The record is from RefSeq and is a predicted model, not a curated record. Gene Ontology annotation, molecular function: sequence-specific DNA binding. The transcript is spliced from 6 exons.